This is a messenger RNA of Syzygium oleosum, 560 nucleotides long. RefSeq lists its product as uncharacterized. The transcript is spliced from 5 exons. The record is from RefSeq and is a predicted model, not a curated record. Gene Ontology annotation, cellular component: cytoplasm. Bases 12 to 440 code for a protein of 142 amino acids. Lineage: Eukaryota; Viridiplantae; Streptophyta; Magnoliopsida; Myrtales; Myrtaceae.
GCAUCAAUGGCAUGGCACAAAUCAAGCUAGCUAAAUAUGGAAGCGUUGACAUGGAUUUUGUUUUGGGAGUGGGAGGUUAUGAUCUGGACAGAAUCGGUUCUGAAGUUCAUGGAGAUGGCUCAUCCUGUAAUGCUCAUCAACAUGGGCAUGGUAACGGCAUCGGUAUUGUUUCUGAGGGUAAACUGGAUCUCGAUGAGGUUGAUGAUUGGUUAGAGAGACUGAAUGAAGAAAAGGGGGUGGACUUGUACAGAAUGAAGGGUGUACUGUCUGUGACUGGUUAUGAGCAACGAUAUGUAUUCCAGGGGGUCCAAUCAACAUUGGAUGGCUGUCCGGGAAAAGUAUGGGGUCCUGAUGAGAAGAGAAUAAACAAGCUUGUCUUUAUUGGGAGGAACCUCGAUGAAACUGCCCUACAAAAAGGCUUUAAGGGGUGUCUUGUAUGACCCGACCAAUCAAAAUAGAACGAAUGAAAGUGUCGGGUAUGUUGAUAUAUGUUAGAGACGGAUUAACUAUGACAUGAUGCCGAUAAGUAGGGAAGGACUAAGGAGGGCUUCCUAACAAAU